Molecule: messenger RNA, 882 nt
Organism: Cordyceps militaris CM01
Lineage: Eukaryota; Fungi; Ascomycota; Sordariomycetes; Hypocreales; Cordycipitaceae
Exons: 3
Coding region: 1-882 (293 amino acids)
Source: RefSeq, a predicted model, not a curated record
AUGACGAUAGCAACCUCGGCUCCACCAGAGUCUGUUGGAGUAGAUCCGUUCUCUUUCUCAGGCUUUCUUUAUGUUGAAUUUGACAAGUACGCCUUUCCAUUGCGACGUCUCGCUAGGCCCGACGGCGAGCCACUGCGCUUCGACUUUACCGUUGCCUUUGAGGAAUCUACCUUUUCCGUCACACCUCAUGCAGGUACAAUUCCCGCCGACGUCCCGGAAGCGCGGUUCAUGGAACAGAGAAAUCAAAUUUCUGCCAUGGAUAAAUGCACCGUAUUUCUUUCAAUGACCCUACCCGGCCGUCGGUGGCCAAGAGUCCCGUGCUCGAGGGAAGCGAUGCAGUCUCUCGCGACGAACCACCGGAAUAGGCGCGCCGGCGCCGGCGGACAGCACGAGCGACGCCCCGGGAACUGGAAAAGCCGGGGUGGUAUCGAGAUUCGUAAUCUUUGCGCCUCGGGUAGGAGCCCUACGCCGGCUUCGGUUGCUUCAUCCAAUCGAGCAUCAGUGCGCUUUUGGAUGCGUCAAUGGGCGCGAAUAACCGGCCGGUUGCUGCGACAGCUCCCUGCGUCUAUCCAGCCCGGAGAAAGGUCACCAUCUGCGGUACCGGUCAGCUCCUCCGACUAUAGCGACACUACCACAAGUGACGGUGUCGACAUUUCCCUCGUGCCGCUCGACACGCUCCGCGCCCGUCUCCUCAGCGUCUCACAAGAGCUACUCCUAUUCUCCGUCACGACUUGCUUUAAUCUCCGCCCCGGUGGCAGGUGGGAGGAUCCGUGUACCGGACGAGGCGACGAUCGUGGUGGAUGCAGCGACAGAGCGCUUGACGAUGCGCUUGACGAUGGUCAUGGUGGCCCUACACGGUGCUGGCCGUGGCACAUCGGCUAG